UCCAUCUGUAUAUAUUGCAUCUUUCCCCCGCCAGCCCCCGGCCUCCUCUGGCACACAGGAGGGCAAUCCGUGCAUGCGCCAGCUGUCGAGUGUGUUGCGCGCCAAUUGCUGCUCUUCUUUCCGCAAACCCUUUCUUCGUGCCCCGCCCGGUCGUGUUUAUCCCACCCAGAGCUUUGCGACAACACCUGCCCACCGCCGGUUCCAGCUCCCCAGGCAGAAGAGGGAGGCCGCCAUGGCGCACGACAUGACCACGCUCAAGGGCAAGCCCUUUGACAGGGCCUCGCUCGAGUCUCUCAUGAGACGCCGCAUGUUCUACACCCCCGCCUUCGAAAUCUACGGCGGCGUGUCCGGUCUGUACGAUUACGGGCCGUCGGGCUGUGCCUUGACCAACAACAUUAUCGAUGUCUGGAGGAAACACUUUGUCCUCAAGGAGAACAUGCUUGAAGUGGACUGCACGAUGCUCACCCCGUACGACGUCCUCAAGACCUCCGGCCACGUAGACAAGUUCGCCGACUGGAUGUGCAAGGACCCCAAGACGGGCGAAAUCUUCCGCGCAGACCACUUGGUCGAGGAGGUACUUGAAUCGAGAUUGAAGGGCGACAAGGAAGCCCGAGGCCAGAAGGUGGAUGUGGACGAGGAGGACCCGAAGAAGAAAAAGAAGAAGGUCAAGAGCAUCACCGCAGUCAAGCUGGAAGACGCCGUUGCACAGGAAUACGAGGAGGUGCUGGCGAAGAUUGACAACUACAACGGCGAAGAGCUCGGCCUGCUCAUGAAAAAGUACGACAUCAGGAACCCAGCGAACAAUAGCGAGCUGCUUCCGCCAGUGUCGUUCAACUUGAUGUUCCAGACCGCAAUUGGUCCGUCCGGACACAUUCCUGGCUACUUGCGUCCCGAAACCGCUCAAGGCCAGUUUCUGAAUUUCCAGAAGCUGCUGGACUUCAACCAGCAGCAAAUGCCCUUUGCUUCCGCCUCCAUUGGCAAGUCCUUUCGAAACGAGAUCUCCCCGCGCUCUGGUCUGUUGCGGGUCCGAGAAUUCUUGAUGGCCGAAAUCGAACACUUCGUGGAUCCCGAGGGCGGCAAAAAGCACCCUCAUUUUGACGAGGUCAAGGAUGUUGAGCUUGAACUCCUCAACCGAGAGGUUCAGCUCGCCGGCAAGACUCAUGCCGAGACGACUAAAAUAGGUGAGGCUGUCAAAAUCGGCCUCGUCGAUAACGAAACGCUCGGAUAUUUCCUUGCGCGCAUCCAGCUAUUCCUACUCAAGAUAGGCGUUGAUCCCAAGAAGAUCAGAUUUAGGCAACACAUGGCGAAUGAGAUGGCGCAUUAUGCAACCGACUGUUGGGAUGCGGAACUCUUGACGUCCUACGGCUGGAUCGAAUGUGUCGGAUGCGCAGAUCGCUCGGCAUACGAUCUCACCGUCCACAUGAAGAGGACUGGUGCGCCUCUCGUAGUGCGAGAACCGAGGAAAGAGCCACUCAAGGUCGAGGAGUGGCAGUGUGAUAUCGACAAGAAGAAAUUCGGACCCAAGUUCAAGAAGGACGGCAAAGCAGUAGAGGCCGCUAUCGAGGCCCUUUCGCAAGACAUGCGAGAGAAGCUUUCUUUGGAUCUCGCGAGCGAGGGGAAAAUUACUAUUGAUGUCCCGGCUGUCGGUGAUGGCAAGGUCGAAGUGCCGAAGGAGCUGAUCUCUAUUGAGAAGCGGACACGGGUGGAGAACGUGAGGGAGUACACACCGAACGUCAUUGAGCCAUCAUUUGGUAUUGGCCGUAUCGUCUACGCUCUUUGCGAACACACGUACUGGACGCGUGAACAAGACGAAGCACGUGGUGUCCUUUCGUUCCCCCCAACUGUCGCCCCAACAAAGGUCCUCAUCGUACCACUGAGCUCCCACGCCGACUUCAAGCCGUUCGUACGGAAGCUGAACAACAAGCUUCAAGAUAUCGGCAUCAGCAGCCGGGUGGACGACUCCGGUGCUUCGAUUGGCAAGCGCUACUCGCGUAACGAUGAGCUGGGUACGCCCUUGGGCAUUACAAUCGACUUCCAAUCCGUCAAGGAUGAUAGCUUCACCCUGCGGGACCGAGACUCGACGCAGCAAGUCCGGUCCAGCCUGGACGAGAUCUGCAAAGCCAUUUCCAAUCUUGUCAACGGCACCGAGCAGUGGUCUGAUGUCGCGCAGCGGCUGCCCAAAUUCGAGGGUCAGGAGGUUGACUAAAUGUGUGGUCUCCGCGAGGGUUUCAAACAUGUUUCCACGGAUACAGGAAAUAGACGGGCGAAGCGGCGGGAUGGAGUACGCAUUACAAUUUCUGGACAUGUAUUAGAAUAUCAUCAGUUCGAGCCAGAAUCAUGAGGGCAUUCGACAUGGCACCAUGGCAUGUUAGCGGGCGCGUCGUAGGAGGCAACGGGCAACCGCUCGAGUCCAUUGCGCCUUCCUAAAAGACGCUGGCCAAUAGCACGCAACGCCGCCCCACGCUGUAAUGGACGUCUUCACCGUUCAGCAACCUCAACACUUUCGCGCCCACUCCCACGUC
Messenger RNA from Trematosphaeria pertusa, 2522 nucleotides. RefSeq names its product glycyl-tRNA synthetase-like protein. The record is from RefSeq and is a predicted model, not a curated record. Bases 74 to 2206 code for a protein of 710 amino acids. Gene Ontology annotation, cellular component: cytoplasm; mitochondrion. The transcript has 10 exons. Lineage: Eukaryota; Fungi; Ascomycota; Dothideomycetes; Pleosporales; Trematosphaeriaceae. Gene Ontology annotation, molecular function: glycine-tRNA ligase activity; ATP binding. Gene Ontology annotation, biological process: mitochondrial glycyl-tRNA aminoacylation.